This is a messenger RNA of Numida meleagris (helmeted guineafowl), 4653 nucleotides long. RefSeq names its product HAUS augmin like complex subunit 6 (gene HAUS6). Gene Ontology annotation, biological process: spindle assembly. Gene Ontology annotation, cellular component: HAUS complex; mitotic spindle microtubule. Gene Ontology annotation, molecular function: microtubule binding. The transcript has 17 exons. The coding region runs from base 36 to 2828 and encodes 930 amino acids. The record is from RefSeq and is a predicted model, not a curated record. Lineage: Eukaryota; Metazoa; Chordata; Aves; Galliformes; Numididae.
UAAUCAAAAGGCGUUCUCAGCGGCUCCCGGACACCAUGGGCGCGGAGUGGGAAAAGGAACAUCUCUGGCUCUACCUGCUGGCUCUGGGCUUCGAUCCGGCGGCUGCCGAGAAGGCUUCGGCCACCAACCUGCGGCUGGGAGUGGCUGCGUUUGACACGCCGAACUACAGCGCUUUCCACGUCGUUGCCCAGUUCUUGUUUGCUAAGCUGGACAGGAAGCGGGCAGAAAACACUUUCAGGAACUGUUUGCUUCCAGAUGUAAAAUCUUCAGGCCCUGAAUUCAGGAAACUGUGCAACUCAUGGCUAAAAGAAAUUGCAAGUAAACAGAAAAGUGGUCUUCCUCGAGUUGGAACUUCUUUGUUUCUUUCUCCUACUGGUCGUAAAUUUAUUCACCUAAUGUAUCAGUUUGCAAGGCAUGUAGUAGUUGAGGAUCUGAGAAAGAGCUCUGCAGGCAGCAAUAAACCUUUUGCUGAGGCUGUAAGCUUCAGUCCUGAGGAUAUGUGCAAGGCAGAUGAAAGAUACAGAGUGGCAUGUAACGAACUUCUGCAGACUUUACUGAAGAAAGAUUAUAUUAUCCGAAAAUAUAGGCAAAAAUCUCGGUGUUUAAUUAAAGAAAUAAAACAGAUGAAAUCUGAAUACGUACACCUCCAGCAACAAUUGCAGAAGAUGGAACCAAAGGACCAAAACAAAAAUGACAGAGCUGAGAAAAUUCAAAAGGUUCGCAGUAUGUGGACAUUGAUAAUGGAAACUUUUACAUCUCUGAAAAAGGAAAUGGAAAUUGUAGACUCUGUACUUGAAAAUCGUGUUGACCAGUACAUUUUAGAUGGAACUAAUGUUGUUGUCAGUGUCCCGAAUCUGUUGGUUGACAAAGUCGAAAAUGAAACGCAAGAAGUGUGUACAGGAAAUUUAUAUGAAGAUGAAAAGCUGAAUUUUUUAACAGUCAUUCAGCUGUUAAAUGAAGCCCUCAGAAUUUUAAGAGAUGAAUAUCUUCAGUUUGAAUCAGAAAACCACUUACAGCCCAUUGUGAAUAUGACUAAAUUCCAAAGUAAAGUACUAUUGGAUUUGGAAGCAGUGAGGCAAAUCAUAGAAAAGCAGUUCUUUAUUUUGAAUGAAUCAAAUUCGAGAAGACAGAAUGAGUGGAGAACGAAGUGGAAAAGCUCUCCUGACUGGUCUUCACUCUGCAGUCAAGAUUUAGAUCUGGGUGUGUUCCAAGCUAUAUCAGAAGCAGAAGGUGGUGAAGAUAAUAUCUUUUGUCAAAAUCUAGGAUCAGUUUCAGAUAUUCUAGACCUUUGGGAGAUAAAUUACGAGAACGAUGGUGAGACAUUGGAAAGUAAGAUGGUUGAUUCACCGUUAACACCAACUGGAUGGAUCUCUUCAAAGUCUUCAGAGUUGUCAGAAGCAUCUGAGAACAGAGACCUGUUAACUGAAAAGGACUUGCAUAUUCAAACUUACAGUGGGAAAGAAAAGCCUGUGCCUCCAAAGAUCUCAGAGAAUGGAAAGGAUGAGCUCACCUCAUCAGAAUCAUGGGAAAACACAGAAGAUCAUGUUACCCAGACCGACGCUGCUGUCAAAAAGGAAGACGUUCUUGAGAAAGCCAGAGAAGAACUGGCAGAAGAGGUUGCAAAAACAGUGACAUCUGAGUCACCUCAGAGUGGUGGAGAAAAUGGAAUAGCAUUAGAAGAUCUCAUUAGCUCACUGGCUUUUAACCCAUUUUUGACAAGGAAUCAAAUUCCCCGAACUCCAGAAAAUCUGCUUACUGAAAUUAGAAACUCAUGGAGAAAAGCUAUUCAGACUGAGGACUUGUCGGAGGCAGAGCUUGUCUCAACCAAAGAAACAACACUUGCUCCAGUGGAUGCUAGUCCUACAAUCCAGGAUAAGACAGCCAGUAGUUUAGCUGGGGCUUCCUCUUCAUCUGCUGUACCUGACUUCGAUUAUCCAUUGUCAGAACGGAAGUCCCAAGGAAGUUCUGCAGAAUUUACACAUCAAAAUCAGAUGAUAAGUCACACCAGUGAAUCUCUGCUUUGGGAAACAUCUGGACUGCUAGAGAGUAAGAGCGGUGAAGAAGAAAAAUUAGAGGACACUGUUUCUGGAGAAAGUUUUUUAGGAAAAACAGGACAACCAACACGCAUAUAUGUAGAGAAGAACUUGAAUACUCCAGGUAUUUCUUCAGAAAACAAUAGUAAAAUGAAUACUCUACCCUCAAACAACCUUUUGGAUUUAGUGGAUAGAGAUCUGCAGUGGGAUGCAUCUCCAGUGUUAAGUUCUGACAGUUAUGAAGUUGCUGAUCUUGGGUUCCUGCAUGAGACUAUUCCAGAAGAGCUUAACAGCAAAAGUCCUAAUAAAUCUGCAAUGUCAGAGUCUAAUUUUGAUUUUCUAGACGGUGUAUAUAUACCAGAUAAUACAAUAAAUAAAGGGAAUACUCAAAAUUUAAGGCUAGGUCUAGAUUCCCUGCUUAGCAGAUGUGAAAUGCUGAAGAAAAGUGCGUCUGGAAAAGGACAAGAACUGCAUCAGAUACCUAUUGGAGAUGAAUCUUUAAGUUGUUUAGCAGACCUAAGUCUUACUUCAGAAGAAGGAGGAAGAGAUGAUUUGUGCAUACCUCUAGAAUGCUUUAGCUUGGAUGAAGAGUUUACCAAGAUACCAUCACCAGUAUCUCAUCCUGACAAAAAUCCUUCCCUGUCAUCUUUGCUGGCCUUCUCUAAACACCUAGAAGAAGUGGCAUCAAAUAUACAUGAAAUCCCAUUAGAUUUAAUACAUAAAUUGAAGGAUAAAGAGGAGUUGAAUGAGAAGCUGAGCACAAAGGAAGUACCAUCAUCGUUACAGAACUUGUAAAGCUUAUGAACAACCAUAGUAUUAAAAUUGUGGUGCACUUGAGUGCUUCAUAACUUCUCCAAACACUGUCCAGAUGAGAGGUUGCACUUCUAUUCCUUGCUGAGCCUGUGUGGUAGACUUCUUGUCAAGAGUGUCAGUUACUUGCUUUGGUUCUUUCUGUUUCAGGUCAUCCAUAGUAGUUUUCUGUGAGCAGCUCAUAACAUAUGUACGGAAUUAUAUAUUCCUUUGUAAACGCGGCUUUGAAAAUAGCAGAUCUUGGGGACAUUGUGUAAUGUUAGAAAACGGGAAAACAGACUCAAAGGAAAAAUAGUGAAGUCUUUGGUGUCUCUGUCCUGUCCCUUUAAAAUGGUAAAUUAUUUGGUGCUCUGCCUAUUCUGGAUUCUCUUCUUUGGAAACUUACGGUCAAGCAUUACCAUCAGUUUUCAGUGUCGAUAAAGACCCUUUCCCUUAAUAAAUUUCUUCCACUAAAGUACCUGUUCCUUCAGGCUUUGUACUAAAAUUUCAAAUUGAAGUUUCAAUCUAUGAUUUCUGGUAAUGUUAAUGCUAUUUUAUUUUCAAAUAGUAGGUAUUCCCUAGUAGACUUGUAUAAAUAUGUACAUUAUGUGUAAUGUAUACAUUUAUGUUUAUGAUACUGCAGUGUAACUGACAGUAACUUAAUGAUAGCCCGUUUCCAUGUUGAUCUAGUUGUGGUUGAACAGCUCCAGACUAUAGCUAUUGGCUGUCUGAAAUAGGCACAACUGUGUUGCUUGUAGACCUGAGGUCUAGAGCCUAGUGGUGGUGACUUCACAAAGGCUUCCUAGGGAACUGACCCAAGGACUUGUGCCCUGGUCAGAAAAUGCUUGAAAGCAGGAACCGUAGAGCUCUGCUCAGGAUGCUGGCAAAGGAGCUUGGUCAUACAAGCCAGGGAAGGAGCUGAUUGGUUUAGAUGUGCUCUGACAGUACGAUCUGCUUUUCGAAGUUCCCAGAUUUUUUUUUUAUAUAAUUGUCUUAAGGGGCUGCUGCUGAAGAGGUUUUCUGCUCAAGAGCAUCUGCUGGGAAAGGGCUGAUCUAUAACAUCUUUUUAUCAAAUAUGCAUCCACUGUCCUCUGUGCCUUUGGACUCAGUGCCAUCCACGAAGACAUGCAUUUGUCAGCUGUGCUCCUGUGGGUAUGUAAAAAGAGGCUGGGGGAAGGAACUUUGAAGUUCCUGGCUUGAAAGGUGCACUACUCAUUAGGACUACAGAUGUUAUUCAGUGCUCUUAAGUUGCCUAUGGAAAAUCAAAUUUUUUUCUACAUAGAUGUAUUGAAUGAUGUAGUUCUUUUCUUUUUUUUUUCCAUAAAAGUAUACAAAUGGCAAGGAGAGUUCCCAUUUUGCUUUUUUUAAGUGGAUUGCCUCUUCAAAAGGAGAACACUUAACUUUGGCCACAAAUCUGCUUUCAAAUACAUCUUUCAAAUAUAUGUUACUAACUUUGAGUGCUUAAAAUUAGUAAAAAUGAUGUAAAUGUGCAAAUUAUGGAAAAAGUGAGAACCUUGCAAACAGACAAAACUACUGAAAAUAGCAGGAUUUGUUAGAGCUUUUGUCUUUUGAGUGUGUGCAAACUCUUGAAACCAAUAAUUAGCUUUAGGCCCUCUAACAUAAGAUCCAUUUUCUCAUAUUUCCAGGUUUUAAAAAAGUUUUUUGAUUAAUUGAGGGGAAAAAAAAUGACUCAUAACUUCGUUUUAAAACUGUAAAAUUAUAAAGAGAGAAUGUAUAAGAUGCUGAUCCAGAGUUCAUGUCAGAUUGGAAUGUAUUAUUCAUUUGUUAUUCAUCAUGAGUAAUAAAUACACACACUCCAGAAAGAAAAGUA